AUGACAGAUACUACAACGACUUAUUCCGAUGAAUUAUUAAAUGAUGAAAAAUUACUUGCUAAUCAAAUAAAAGAAUAUGAAGCAACAAGUGAUCAACGACUUGAUGCAUCUCAUCCAUUUGUUGUUCGUGUUGAUGGUAUUUCAUUUCGAAAUUAUACUCGUGGUUUUAGUAAACCAUUUGAUCAACGUAUGACACGGUCUUUUAUUCGUACAUCAGCUGAUUUACUACAACGUUUUAGUCCAUUAACAGUCUAUUAUGAAUCAGAUGAAAUAUCUCUUGUUUUUGAUGCAUGUCCAAUACUUGAUUCAGCAGAAAAAAGACCUCGUGAACAUAUGUAUUCUGGUCGUAUACAAAAACUUGUAUCAGUAAUUGCUUCCUAUACAGCAGCAAAAUUUAAUAAAUAUAUUAAUGAAGAAGAUUGGUCCGAUAUAGAAAAUAAUCAAGUACGUGAACGUCUUGCAUCACAUUCAGCGUAUUUUGAUGGUCGUGCAUUUUCUGUACCAAAUCAAUUUGCUGCUAUGGCAUCGAUUUAUUGGCGUCAUCGAUAUGAUACAUUAAAAAAUGCAACAUCAACAUAUGCAUUAAGUUAUUAUAAACAAAAUGCUAUUUUAGGUAAAAGUCCACAUGAAUUACGUGAAUUAAUGCAAACAGAAAAAAAUUGGAAUAUGUUAAAUGAUGCACCAAAAAAUAUUAUCUAUGGAACAUUUUUAAAAAAAGAAACAUAUGAUUUAGAAUGUAUUGAUCGUAAAACACAACAACCUGUUAUUGUUAAACGUAGUCGAAUACGUAUUGGAUCAUUUAGUAUGCAGAAAUUAUUAUCUACAAAUGAAGAAAAAAUUGAAUUUAUCAUGAGUAAAUAUUGGAAUGGUGAAAAUAGAACUUUAGCUAAUAUUGAAAUACCCGAUUGGUGGAUGAAAUAUUAUCGACAACCAGAAACACUAACAAAUGAUGAUAUAUAA
Molecule: messenger RNA, 960 nt
Organism: Adineta steineri
Lineage: Eukaryota; Metazoa; Rotifera; Eurotatoria; Adinetida; Adinetidae
Source: the annotation of a GenBank genome assembly